This is a messenger RNA of Trifolium pratense (red clover), 1782 nucleotides long. RefSeq names its product AP-1 complex subunit mu-2. Bases 248 to 1534 code for a protein of 428 amino acids. The record is from RefSeq and is a predicted model, not a curated record. Gene Ontology annotation, biological process: vesicle-mediated transport; intracellular protein transport. The transcript is spliced from 11 exons. Lineage: Eukaryota; Viridiplantae; Streptophyta; Magnoliopsida; Fabales; Fabaceae. Gene Ontology annotation, cellular component: clathrin adaptor complex; cytoplasmic vesicle.
GUAAAAAUAAAAAGAAAUAAAGUUUUUGAGAGAAAAAAGAAAGAAAGUUGAAAUUCAUAAUAAUAAUAUUUUACAGAUUCAUUAUAAUAUUUUUUUAAAAAUCCGAAAAUGCUCCAAUAACUUGUUUUCUCGCAGUGUCACCGUCGUCGUUGAAGUCCCAAUUCUCCGUCGUCUUCUUCUUCUUUCAUAACCACCGUGACGCUGAUUCAAAUCCGAUCCAAUCUAUCGAUUGAACGCCGCAGCAUCAAUGUCAGGGGCAGCUUCUGCUCUGUUCCUCCUCGACAUCAAAGGCCGCAUCCUCGUCUGGCGUGACUACCGCGGCGACGUCUCCGCCAUCGAAGCCGAACGUUUCUUCACCAAACUCAUCGAUAAACAGGCUGAUGAACAGUCUCAAGAUCCCGUUGUUUACGAUAACGGUGUUACCUAUAUGUUCAUACAACAUAGCAAUAUCUAUCUCGUCGUUGCGGCGAGACAAAACUGUAAUGCCGCAAGUCUUCUCUUCUUCCUGCAUCGAUUAGUUGAUGUGUUUAAACAUUAUUUUGAAGAAUUAGAAGAGGAAUCACUUAGGGAUAACUUUGUUGUUGUGUAUGAGCUACUUGAUGAAAUUAUGGACUUUGGUUACCCUCAGUAUACCGAGGCAAAAAUUCUUAGUGAGUUUAUUAAGACUGAUGCUUAUAGAAUGGAAGCUACUCAGAGACCUCCUAUGGCUGUUACUAAUGCCGUGUCUUGGCGAAGCGAAGGGAUAAGUUACAAGAAAAAUGAGGUUUUCUUGGAUGUGGUGGAGAGUGUUAAUAUACUCGUCAAUAGCAAUGGACAGUUAAUUAGAUCCGAUGUUGUUGGUGCGCUAAAGAUGAGAACAUUUUUAAGUGGUAUGCCCGAGUGUAAACUUGGUUUAAAUGAUAGAGUGUUAUUAGAGGCACAGGGUAGAACAACCAAGGGAAAGGCAAUAGACUUGGAGGACAUCAAAUUUCAUCAGUGUGUCCGAUUGGCUCGAUUUGAAAAUGACCGAACAAUCUCUUUCAUACCUCCUGAUGGGUCAUUUGAUCUGAUGACAUACAGGCUCAGUACACAGGUUAAGCCUUUAGUUUGGGUGGAAGCAAAUGUUGAAAAGCACUCAAAGAGCCGGAUUGAAAUUAUGGUAAAAGCCAGGAGUCAGUUUAAGGAACGUAGCACUGCCACAAAUGUUGAGAUUGAGUUGCCCGUGCCUGUUGAUGCAACCAAUCCUAAUGUUCGAACGUCAAUGGGGUCUGCAUCAUAUGCACCUGAAAAAGAUGCAUUGAUUUGGAAAAUUAGAUCCUUCCCUGGAGGCAAGGAGUAUAUGUUAAGAGCAGAGUUUCGCCUUCCCAGUAUAACAGACGAGGAAGCAGCUCCUGAGAGAAAAGCUCCUAUACGCGUGAAAUUUGAGAUACCGUAUUUUACUGUUUCUGGAAUACAGGUAAGAUAUUUGAAGAUUAUUGAGAAGAGUGGGUAUCAAGCUCUUCCAUGGGUGAGAUACAUAACAAUGGCAGGAGAGUAUGAACUAAGGCUUAUUUAAGAUUUGUAUCUGUUUUUGGUAACUUCAAACAGGUGGAUGGGGGUGGAAUUCUUUAGAAAAGUUAGAAUUUAUUUGGCCAAAUAUCUUUCUCUUCAUGAUAAUCAUUUUGGCAACAGAUUGUAAGUUGCUCACUGUCUAUAAAGUUCACACCAAAUAUCAGGAAUUCGUAAGCGAGCCUGUACCUCGUGUGCAAGUCCUUUCGCUCUUGUUGGUAAAAUGUUUAUUUUUAAUCCCCUUUUUGUUGUUUA